ACAAAGGUAUUUGACCGGGUCAAAUUAAAAGACUUACUAGAUACCUUUAGGAAUAAAAAAAAAACGAUCGAAAAUAUCUACCAAAACAACACAAUAAAAGUAAAAGUAGAAGAACUAACUAACUAAAUUUACUUAGAUGGAAAUUGCAGCUGGGAAGUCAGAUAAUAAACCAAGUGAUGGUGUUUAAAUAUCUAGGCAUCACAUUAUCUAGCUACGGAAAGCUCAAAACCGAAGUGGAAGAUCAAGUGAAUAGAGCAAACAGAGCCGCAGACUGCCUAAAUAAAACAAUAUGGAGAAAUAAAAAUAUCGGAAAAGAAACGAAAGGCAGAAUUUACAAAACAGUCAUCAGACCAAUAAUGACAUACGCGGCAGAAACAAGACCUGAUACAGAGAGGACAAAAAGGAUGUUAGAAACAGCAGAGAUGAAAACACUUGAAAGCAGAGAUAAAAAUACUUGGGACAAAGGCAGAAGUACAGAUAUACGACGUGGAUGCAAGGUGGAGAACAUUAAGAACUGGAUAGGAAAUAGAAGAGUAGAGUGG
Diabrotica balteata is the source of this 542-nucleotide messenger RNA. The record is from the annotation of a GenBank genome assembly. Lineage: Eukaryota; Metazoa; Arthropoda; Insecta; Coleoptera; Chrysomelidae.